Wasmannia auropunctata (little fire ant) is the source of this 1157-nucleotide messenger RNA. Its product is annotated as peroxiredoxin-2-like. The transcript is spliced from 2 exons. The record is from RefSeq and is a predicted model, not a curated record. Lineage: Eukaryota; Metazoa; Arthropoda; Insecta; Hymenoptera; Formicidae. Gene Ontology annotation, molecular function: thioredoxin peroxidase activity. Gene Ontology annotation, biological process: cell redox homeostasis; response to oxidative stress; hydrogen peroxide catabolic process. Bases 319 to 951 code for a protein of 210 amino acids. Gene Ontology annotation, cellular component: cytosol.
AUAAAUAUAUAUUAAAUAUUAAGUUUAAAAAUUUUUUUGAGGAUUCAACGUGUGCUCAUUUUUCUAAAUGUAUAAAUACUUGCCAUUGAAUAAUAAAAUUACUAUUUAUUUUCUACGACGACACUUCUCGUGAACGGUGAAGUCUGACGAUGAACGAAAAUAAAGUCGAUCGUAAAAAGUUUCGUAUAUCCGCCUUUGACGACAUACUCAAAGGUAUCCGCGAUCGCGACAAUUUGCAACUUAAGGGCGAGGAGUAUCUAAUCUUGAAGGAAUGAUGGUGGCGGUACGCUCGAGUGUAAUGAAAAUAACACGUUCGCGAUGAACUCUUGUUGUGAAGAAAGGUCAGAGACGUCGCUCCCACCGCUAGUGCAAUUAAUACCAGCGGUGUCACGACCCGCGCCACCCUGGUCGGCCGACGCGAUAAUCGAUCUGAAGAUGCAGGAACUGUCGUCGCAGCAUUUCGCGGGGAAAUACCUGGUACUUCUCUUCUACCCGUGCGACUUCUCAUUUAUGUGCCCCACUGAACUUAUCCAAUUUAGCGACCGCAUCGCCGAAUUCCGAGCUCUCGGCUCGGAGGUAGUAGCAGUCUCGACGGAUUCCAAAUUCUCGCACUUCGCGUGGGUGACGACCCCGCGUAAACAAGGGGGCUUGGGCGAAAUGAAGAUACCGCUGCUCGCCGACAAGAGCCAUCAGAUAACGCGGGACUACGGCGUGUUGAACGAGAGGGAGGGGUACGCGUACAGGGCCCUGUUCGUUAUAGACAGACAGCAGAUUAUACGCCACGUGACGAUAAACGACGACGAUCUGCCGCGAUCGGUGGACGAGGUGUUGCGGGUCGUAAAAGCUUGUUGCUUCGUGGAUGAGAACGGCAGUCUGUGUCCUUACGGGCCGCUGCCGGCGAAGAACGCCUUCGGAAAACAACCAGACUAUUUUGGCACUUAUUAUACUUGAUCUCGAUCACGCGUCAAUUUGCCAUUCCUGGGAUACCUCAGUCGUGAUAAAUGUAAUUUUUUCGUUAACUACACGGUUUACAUUCAAUUAAGUGAACGAGCUCGUUCAAGGCUCGAAAUGAUCUUGAACAAUCACUCACGGUAAUAAACGUGGCAGCUGAGUGGCGGGAUGUAUGUAUUAAUAAAUGACCUUUCGACACACACGUA